GCAAGUCUCCACGGUGCUGCCUGGGUUUUCCAGGAGGGUUCCUGGUGGAGGAAAUCCUUGGGGAAGGAUUCAGCCUUGAGUGGAGAGGUGAACUGCAGUGCAAACAGCUCCCCCAAGGUCGCCAGGAGCUGUAGCUCUCCUGCCCCCGUGGGAGUGUGACUGGUAUGGGUAAUGGUGUGAGACAAGGUCCAGCGGAAUUCCAGAGGGAUGUGGAGCCCGUCACGGCCCGGAUUCCGGCAGAGGAUAACCAGGAGAAGAAGAAAGUGCUGAACUCCCUGAUGUCCGGGGCACUGGCUGGAGCUGUGGCUAAAACUGCAGUGGCUCCUCUGGACAGGACAAAAAUCAUGUUCCAAGUGUCUUCAAAAAGAUUUUCUGCCAAGGAGGCCUACAGGCUGAUUUAUCACACCUACCUCAACGAGGGCUUCUGGAGCCUCUGGAGAGGGAAUUCCGCCACCAUGGUCCGGGUGAUCCCCUACGCCGCCAUCCAGUUCUGCGCCCACGAGGAGUACAAGCAGAUCCUGGGGGAUUACUACGGAUUCCAGGGAAAGGCACUGACGCCUUUCCCGCGCUUCAUUGCCGGCUCCCUGGCUGGCACCACGGCUGCCAUGGUCACCUACCCCCUGGACAUGGUCCGUGCCCGCAUGGCCGUCACGCCCAAGGAGAUGUACAGCAGCAUCGUCCACGUCUUCAUCCGGAUAUCCCGGGAGGAAGGGCUGAAGACCUUGUACAGGGGCUUCACCCCCACCAUCCUGGGGGUCAUCCCCUACGCCGGCCUCAGCUUCUUCACCUACGAGACGCUGAAGAAAGUGCACGCAGAGCACAGCGGGAAGGCGCAGCCCUCGCCCCCGGAGCGGCUGCUGUUCGGGGCGUGCGCCGGCCUCAUCGGGCAGUCGGCCUCGUACCCGCUGGACGUGGUGCGGCGCCGCAUGCAGACGGCCGGCGUGCUGGGCCACACCUACAGCUCCAUCCUGCGCACCAUGCGCGACAUCGCCCGCGAGGAGGGACUCAUCCGGGGGCUCUACAAAGGGCUCAGCAUGAACUGGGUGAAGGGCCCCAUCGCCGUGGGGAUCAGCUUCACCACCUUCGACCUGACGCAGAUCCUGCUCCGCCGGCUGCAGCAGGGCCCCGGCCCGCAGAGGUAGUGGCUUCUUGGCAGAAACAGCGAUUGAUUCUUCCCCUGGCCUCUCCUCCACGUGCUCCUGCAGCUGAGAGCUAACUCGCCCAUUCCUUGGGUUUGGUUUUGGGUUUUUUUUUUGGUUCUUUUUCCUGUUCCUGGAUUUUUUUUUUUUUUUUUUUUUUCCCCCCUGUUUUUAAUUCGGAAGCCUAACUGUUCCCUAAGUGAAAAAAUCCCGAUCCUGCAGAGCAGAGUCCUCCAAAGCAGCUGCCUCGCCCUCCUGACGGACUCUGCCCCCAGGAGUGGAGCCUCCCCAUCCCACCUGUGCUGCUCCUGGCUCCUCACCUGGCUCUCCGUGGGCGGAUGGACGCGGUGGAUGAUGGAACAGGGGGCUCGGAGCUGUCGGGAAUGAGCCCCUGGCUCUGGGAAGCGGCAGUUCCGUGGCUCCCUGCCGAGUGCAAUAUCCCAGCGUUGUCCGUAGGGAGUUCCAGCUUCCUGCGGGCUGUGCAGGCAGGGCAGGCCCAGGACACCGCGCUCGUCCCGAAAGCCGCAUGUUUCCUCUGGCUGGGAAUGCUGCCCUUCUUGCGUGGAUUUCCCUUGGUUUUGGGGUCGAGCUGCAUCCGUGUGCCUCGUUCGUGGUGUCCCUCUGAGAUUACCAAAGACUGGAGGCAGCAGAGGAGGGGGGCAGCUCCGAGCCCUCUCCUAGCCGGGAUUUCCCUCUGCGUGUUGUCGGUGUCGCCGAGCGAGGGCCGUGCCUGGAUUCCCAAACCGGAUCCGCUCCAGCCGCGUUUGUGUUUUCCUCCUGUGCUGCCCUGCCCUGGAGAAGGCAGCGUUUUCCAGGCGUGGAAGCGCCGAGGAGGGAGCUGAGCACCCUUCAAAAACCCCGUUUUGUUUUAUUCAGUAUUACCGCUGCUCUAUGCACCGUGUGAGGACAAAUCCUGCUGCGGCCUGGGAUUUGCUCCCCAGGAUUUUUGGGCUGUGCUGUUCCCCCCUCCCAAAAAAAAAAAAAAAAAGCUGUUCCUGGGAGCUGAGCCCAGCUCCUGGACGUCCUGGUUGUCCUUUUUGGUACCUGCUGUGUAGGUGGUGUCACCUCUCUUCAUUAACUCGUCCCCUCGGCUGCGUUAUCCCUAAAGUUCCUCUUGGAAUUCAAUCCUUGUGGGCACCACAGCGCUGAGCCUACAGUGCCAAUCGCUUCCAGCUGGGAUUCGACAAGAAACGCUCGAGAACCUCUCCGUGCUCCUCUUCCAAAUCAGUUUUCGGGGAAAUGGAGAUUGGUUGGUGGAUGCUGCAUCCCUGUGUUAAAUCCAGAGCUGGGAGCAGACUUCGGACUCCUCUGAUGAGCAGAUGACGCAAACCAAGGUGGGAAAAUCCCUUUCCAGAGGGUCCAUAAUGUAAAAGAUAAAAAAAAAAAAAAAGAGUAAGAUUUAGUUUAAGUCCUGUCCUUUCCUGGUGGUUCUGUAUUUUAGCUGUCCCAGCCAGGUGGGAAUGGCAGGAAUUGCACGAGGGGGCAGGAGCAGCCUUCUCCUUCCCUUUUUGUCUUUGCACUUCUUUGGAGCAUGAACCUGCUCCCCAUGCCAAAUACUUCCUUAGGAAUCAGGGAAUGUGGGAACGGCGCUGGAGUGUUGGCACACAGAUUAUUCCCAGGGCUGGGAUGGAACUGGGAUUUAGCCCCAGGAAUUCUGCUCCCGAGCCCAGCAUUCCCCGAUUCACCUGGGAAUUAACGAUCCCCGGGGUUUGGGGCGGCUCUGGAGGUGAUGGCCACGAGUUGUGUGUCGUUUUUGGGGGGGCUGCUGGAAAAGGCUCAGCUCUGCUUCCCUCCCUCGGCCCCCCCAUUUCUUUUCUCCAAUGGAGAAGCCGAUUAUCCUGCUCCUGUCCCGAUCCAGAGGGAGGAAUUCCCGUGGCACUUCCCGCAGUCUUCACGUCCCCCUCUCCUGUCCCCUCCGAGCUGGGGAAAGCUGGAAUUCCGGGAAAGGUUGUUCCUUAAUUAGCAGCUGAUUUCAAUCCAGCGGAAUUCCAGCCCGUCUUCCCGUGGAUUUUGCAGGCUGGGUGUUGGUCCGGGAGCAGAUCUUUGAAUUCAGCCUCUGAUGGUUUUGGUGCUUCUGUUCCUCAGAGCGUGUUGCUGCUUUGGGUGGGUUUAAAAAGAUUUUAUUUUCCCUUUUUGUUGUUGUUGUUGUUGUUGUUUUGAAUGUGGAAAAGGGGAAACAGAGCGUUCCCUUCCCUUCCCUUCUCUUCUUCCCUGCAUGGAUCCCGAAACGUUCCAGAUCUUUUUCCUGAGGGGUGCAGGCCAGGAAGAGCUCUGAGAAAAGAAAAACUCAAAACAGGAGUUUUUCCCUUUAUUCCCUUUUUUUUUUUUUUUUUUUUCCUUUCCUGCAACUCCCUGAUUUUUCAUUUUAUUCCUCUCAGAUUUGAUUUCCCACUCACCUUCCUCACGGAUCCUUAAAGCAUCACUACCGAUUUUGUGCUUUUUGUUUGUUUGUUUGUUCGGUUUUUUUAUUUUCCUCUCCCUCCUCCUGCUUCUUCCUGCACCUUGAGCCCCGCACUGGCACUUCGAGAAAACCAGGUCCAAAAAAAAAAAGCACCCAAAAUGUGGAAACUGCAGCUUUCCAGCCCUUCUCAAGCGGCCCAGCCGCCUUUUCCCCUCACAGCCCGGGUGCUCCAGGAAUUUCUGGCGCCGCGGGCUGGAUUUGGGGAAGUUUCCUGAGCUCCUCGUCUGGUGUGGAGUCUUCACUUUAUUCCUUGAAGGGGCUGAUUCCUUCCUUUUUUCCCCUCCCUUCCUUUUUCCCCUCCCUUUUUUUUCCCCUUUUCCCCCCCCUUUUUUCCCCCCUUUUUUUUUCCUUUUUUUCCCCCCUUCUUUUUUCCCCCUUCUUUUUUCCCACCUUCUUUUUUCCCUUUCUUUCCCCUUUUCUUUCCCCUUUCCCCCUUUUC
Molecule: messenger RNA, 4039 nt
Organism: Hirundo rustica (Barn swallow)
Lineage: Eukaryota; Metazoa; Chordata; Aves; Passeriformes; Hirundinidae
Gene: SLC25A42
Product: solute carrier family 25 member 42
Exons: 8
Coding region: 165-1142 (325 amino acids)
Biological process (GO): transmembrane transport
Cellular component (GO): mitochondrial inner membrane
Source: RefSeq, a predicted model, not a curated record